Messenger RNA from Paramecium sonneborni, 5001 nucleotides. NCBI's taxonomy places the organism in Eukaryota, Ciliophora, Oligohymenophorea, Peniculida, Parameciidae. The record is from the annotation of a GenBank genome assembly.
AUGUAAUUUAUUUAAAAGCUGACAUUUUACUUUGUUUCGAUUGGUACUAAUACGGAAAGAAGGACAAAAAAUAGAGACUACGGUAAUAUGGCCAUGAUAUUGUAUUAUUUUAUUUAACUAAUUGGGUAUAUUUUUAGCCAGUUUGAACGAAAGACAAUAAAAUAUUAUGAAAAUAACUUUUUAGCUUAAGUAAGCUAAUAAUCGUCAAUUCCUUUUAUACUUAUUAUAAUUCAUUAUGAUCCUUUAACAUUGUUUGCAUAUUACAGUGUUUUUUUAGUCAUGUUAGGCAUAUUUUUAAUUGCAUUGCUUUAAAUCAUUUUAAAAGUAAAAUCUUCAUAUACUAAUUCUAGACACUUCCAUCAUCAUCACCAAUAAAUCAAUUUAUUAAAUUCUAUUUUUAGAAUUUUUAAUGGUUUUUUUUGACUCCAUUUAAUGAAUGUAUGAUAGGAGUAAUUACAUGUGGAAAAUAAUCAUAUUUAACUCAGCAUUAAGAAAUAAUACCAUAAGAAUGUUUAUCAUAAAUUUCAUUACAUUUUGUAAUUAUAAGCUUUUUAGGACUUAUGUUAGUUUCAUUAUCUGGAGUAGUGUCAGUAUUUUGUUUUAGGAAUUAUGAUUUUUUGUAAGCAGGAUUAUUAAGGAAGUUUUCCUCUAUUAAUUUUUUAACAAUUUUCUUACACCAACUAUUAAUAGUUUUAUCAUUUUGGAAAUAAAUGUAUUAAAAUGAGUAUGUAAUUAUAUAUACUUGUUAUUUCUUAAUUUUGUUUUGCUUAUUAUUUGAUGUAUUUACAUAGUACCCUUUUGGAUUUACUACUGAUACGAUAUUUUAUUCAUAAACUUUAAUUAGUUCUAUUUUUUUUGGAGUUUUGAUAGCAUAUUGGAUAUUUUCUAAAUCAGAUGAUGGUAUAAUUUUCUUAACUUGCUGUAUAAUUAUCCCAGUAUAAAUUUAAAUUUAUAUUUUAGUUAAUUUUUUCUCUAAAUUAAGCUUAUUUUUAAAACCAAUUUGAUAAAUAAAGUUUAAGCUUUUGCAAAAAUGAUGAAUAUGCUUUAAACGAAUUUACUUUGGAAUAUUUUGUUUUACUUUCACAUCCUACUACAAUGACCAAGAAAAGCUAUUUUUAAUUUAUCAGGUAUUUAAAUAUACAUUGUUCAACCUGUAAGGAUCUUAAUUGUCCUUGCAAUAAACUUUUAAAUACUUUUAUUACAUCAAAUUAAACAUUAGAUUGUGAACCUCUUUAUAUCUGGAUUCAAUAUCAAUUUUAAAAGUUAAUAAUAAUCUCUAUGAAUAAGAAAUAUCCUGUAAGCAUUUUUGAACAAUUAACAAUUAAAUUUGUUACUUUCUUAAAAAAGUAUCGAAGUAAUUAAUACUUAUCAUUUAAAAAUAUCUAAGAUGUUGUUAUAAGUUAUAACAAAUAAAAGAAUGAUUCGACUAAAUUUAUACACUUUUUUCUACAUCUGACACGAAAAAUAUAAUAUGACAGCAAAUUAGAUAUUGAAUAAUAAAAUAGAAAUCAAUAUUUAUUAAGUAAAAAUGAAUUUAAAACAUUAAUUGAUUUAAAUCUAUUUUUAUUUUAUGAAAUAAAAAUUAUGUAAAAUAUUAUGAUAGUUCUUAAUCUAUAAAAAGAUUUUUGGACUAAUUACGUCAAUGGAAACCUUAAGAACUAUGAUGAUUUAAUGGUUUAAAUAUAAAAGAUAUCAAAUCAACUCUCAAUAGUGUAGCAGGAUUUAAAUAAUUUCAUUUCUUAAAGAGAAGAUUAGAAAUAUGAAAAUAUUUUACUUUUAAGAUUAUAAUUAUUAAUCUCAAUAGUUUCUUUAGAAGAUUUUAAUAAACAACUGAGACUUGCAAAGAAAUUAUUAGUUAUGUAAUAAGAAUAAUAAGCUUAAUCAUUAUAGUAAUUUCAUAUUUUAAAUUACAUAAAUGGUACAGCAAUUUCAAUCCAAUAAUUGAUUGCAUUUCAAGAUUUUGAUAUAAAAAAUAUUCAAAUAAAAGAAAAUUGUAAGAAAUUCUUUGGAUAUUAAUAUUCAGAUGAAACACCUAAAUUGAAAGAUUUGAUACCUCAUUAAAUUAGAUCAAUCCAUAAUGGGCUUAUUGAUAAAUUUUUAUUUUCGGGAACUAGUUCUAAAAUAUAUUCCAACUAAGAAACCUUUAUCUUAAAUAAGAAUUAGUUAAUUGAGAAAGUAUCUAUGAGUUUAACUAUACUGUUACCUUAUUAAGGUAAUGAUUAUUAUUUUUAUAUGUUUGCUCAUUUAUUGAAGAAAUAAGGGUUUGAGAGAAAUAGCUUAGUGUUUAAUUAAUAAGGUUCUAUAUUAGUUGAUAAGAAUUUCAAUAUUAUUGGAAUGAGUUAAAGUAUUUAAAAUAAAACCAAUUAAUUUUCAUAAUGUGAAAUCAAUUAUUCUGAAAUUUAUGAAAAAAUGACAAUAUUUCAUAUUUUUCCAGAGCUUUUAGGAAAAUUGAAGGAAUAUUAUAUUGAAAAAUAAAUAUAAAAUAUUAGAAUUUUAGAAGAGGAAACAAUUCUUCAAAAAGAAAAUUUAAACUUUGUUCUACCUAAUCUUGAAAUAUUAAGCAACACAAUGAUAUAAAAAAGUUAAAAAAGAAUUGAUUUUGAAAUAAAAAAUAGACAUAUACUAAACGAUUUGAACUAAUUUGAGAAAUAAUUUAACUUAUUCUUAAAUACAUCCUAUUCUUUUUAGGUAGAAUUAACAAUCAUUUAAAAAAUAUUACACCCAUAAAUUAAUGGUGUAAUUAAAGACUUUUUAUAUUACUUAAUAGAUAUUUAAUUUUCUGAUGAUGAAAAACCAAGUAAAUGUACGUUGUAGAAACUUCCAUCUGAAUCAGAUAUUAACAUCAAGAAAGUAAUUUCUUAAUAAAAGAUUUAAAAUUAAACAUAAAAUUAAACUUAAAUAGCAAUAUAAUCCUUUGAAUCAGAUAAUAAGUAAUUUUUGAGUCUUAAAUAAUUGAAUACCUCCUCUAUUACAACAGAAAAAAAAAGUAGUAAUGAUUUAAAUUUUUAAAUAAGGUUUUUUCAAUCAAUCAUGUCAGAAUCGAAAUUGCCUCAUCAAAUGUAGAAUUUAUAAUGCUUUUUAUCAUUAUAAAUUAUAUUUAUAAUUGGCAUAAUUAUAUCACUAUCGGUUUUGUUUGAUAAAAAAUCUUCAAUGCAAUCGGAUUGCAUUAAAAUAAUCACUUUGGAUUUAGAUUUUCUAGAUUCAUAUUCUCAAAUCAUGAGUGGAUCUAGGCAUAUAAUUUAUAUUCGAGAUUUUUAUUCAAUAUUAAAUGAUACUACUAUAUCAAUUGAUAAUCAAGAUCUAAAUUUUAGCAAAUAUGAUAAAUUAUACAUAUCAUGGAACCAUCUAAAUUUAGGGUUGAAUAGGUUAAUUAGCAUUUAUGAAUAAAAUAGAAAUGUAUUCUAAUAAAACUCUGAAGAUUCAUUAAAUAUAUAUAUAAUAAAUGGAAAUCUAUAGAACAAAAUAACACAAACUAUCUCAGAACUAUCCACCUACUUUUAAAUAAUGUUUUAAAUUUUUUAUAUGUCCUAACAAACCUUAAGUCAAAAUAUAUCAAAUUAUUUAUAAGAUUCAAAAGACUCUUAUUCUAUUUAAAUCAGCAGAUCUUUAGUUUAUUAUAAUUUUUUUGAUAUUGUUUAAAUUUUCUAAACAAAAAUAGAUUCUUGUAAAACUUAUAAUCAUUUUAUAAAUGAAUACUUAGAUUCUAUUUCAAAUUAUUUAUUUAUAGGAUUUUACAUUAUUUCAGUUUUAAUCAGCUUUUCAUAAAUUUUAUUCAGUCAUAAAUUAAAUAAAUAGAUGAGGUUCAAUUGUGAUUUAUUUGUUAAAUGCGAUUCUUCUGAUGGGAAUCUAUUUAUGAGAAAUAAUGAUAUUUUGAGAAAUAUUUUAAGUAGAAAAUCAAUAAUUCUAAAAAAAUAAGGUUUUUAGAGAAUUUAGGAAAAACCUUUUGUUGAUUAUGAUUAAAUAAGAUUUCAGAAUUAAAAUUCAUAGUAAGCUAGUGUAAAAAUCUUUCAUUCAUAAGAUUAAAAAAUAGUAUUAAAAAAUCAACUUUCCCAGAUUAAUCAAAUACUCAUAUUGAUAUUGAUUGGAAUUAUAGGAAUUUGUUAUGGGAUGGCUUUUCAAAUAUAUUACAAUUACAUUUCAUAAAAUAUUCAACCUUUCAAUGACGAAGCAAUUGAAUCAUAAUAAUUACGUUUAACUUUAAUUAACACAGUUAAUAAAUAUGAUUAAUAUCUAAUUAAAACUAUAUUUGAUUUAUACUAUAAUUUAGCUUAAACUGAUCCUUCACUAGAACUAACAAUAAAUUUUAAAUCAGAUUUUUAAAUAUUGAAUCAAUUAGAAUUUAAUAGUACUCUUUUGAGUUAAGAAAUAAGAGACUUUUAACAAUUAAAUUUUACUAAUUUUUUAUUUAAUUCAAAAACAUUUAAUGCAAUUAAUGAAAUCGAUUAAACAGAAAUUUUAUCUUAUGAUGCCUGUGUUUUAACAGGUUGCAAUAUGGAUAAAGAUUUACUCAACCAAAGAUUGUUUCAUGAAGUGUUAAAUCCUUAUUUUUAUUAAGGAAUUGUUAACUUGCACUACAUAUUAGCUUAAAUAUUUUUUGAAUUUGAUAUAUAAUUAUAAAAACCACUUAAUCAGUCAGAGAGAAUGAAUUAAAUACAUUAUUUUUUGAAUGAACCUGAUUAUCUGAUUUAUGUAUUAUGGGGACUUGAUGCAAUUUAAUUUUAAAUUGCUUAAUUUUGUUAAUAUUUUGUAAAUGUGUCUUAUAAUGCAAUAUCAAAUUUAACUAUUAACUCAAAGUAAAAUAUUUUUAUUUUUGGUAUCGCCACUAUAUUAGUUAUAAUAAUUAUUUAAUUUCUAUUUAAUAAAAAAUAAAUCUAAAGAUAUCUUUUAUCAAAGUCGCUUUUAAAAUUAAUACCUCUUGAGAUUAUUUUUAAGAAAAACAUUUAUAAAUAAUUAUUACUUAAUGAAAGAAGAAAUCGUGCCGAUUUUGGUUUGUAAUUUUGA